AUCUGAUUUUAAAUGAACAAGUAUACGGUCGUGGCCAAUAUCAGAACCUAGAAUAAGUCAACCUCGAGAAUAGAGCAGACUACCAUACUUAUAUCAACCAUGAGUGAUAAAGGCGACAAGAAAGCAAGUGAUACAGAUUUCCGUAGGAAAUGGGACGAAGAUGAGUACAAACAGAAAGCCAGAGACAGGGAGGAUGAUGCAGAGAACCCCAAGCAGUAUGUAAAACCCGUGGAGAGAGAUCUGUUACGACAGCGUGACUAUACUGUGGACUUGGAUUCCAAUUUGGGCAAGACCCAAGUGGUUACUGCGGAUACAGCUGCUGCGCAAUCGGGAGGGUACUAUUGCGAUGUGUGCGACUGUGUGCUCAAGGAUUCGACCAACUUUCUCGAUCACAUUAAUGGAAAGAAGC
Sphaeroforma arctica JP610 is the source of this 409-nucleotide messenger RNA. RefSeq lists its product as hypothetical. The annotation marks the transcript as partial. The transcript is spliced from 2 exons. Gene Ontology annotation, biological process: mRNA splicing, via spliceosome. Lineage: Eukaryota; Ichthyosporea; Ichthyophonida. Gene Ontology annotation, cellular component: spliceosomal complex; U4/U6 x U5 tri-snRNP complex. The record is from RefSeq and is a predicted model, not a curated record.